This is a messenger RNA of Syngnathus typhle (broad-nosed pipefish), 15513 nucleotides long. RefSeq names its product HYDIN axonemal central pair apparatus protein (gene hydin). Lineage: Eukaryota; Metazoa; Chordata; Actinopteri; Syngnathiformes; Syngnathidae. The record is from RefSeq and is a predicted model, not a curated record. The coding region runs from base 888 to 15143 and encodes 4751 amino acids. Gene Ontology annotation, cellular component: axoneme. The transcript is spliced from 92 exons. Gene Ontology annotation, biological process: cilium movement; axonemal central apparatus assembly.
CAACUGAUUAAUCUAAAAAUUCCAGGAUUGCCAUCACUGAGCAAUCACUUAAAUCUCCAGUGUAGUUCCACUAACCUACAAGUGACCCUGCUUCAACGCGCACACACACACGCACACUGGAGUGCCUGAAGAAAACCCACGCAAGCAGCGGGAGAACAUGCAAACUUCACACAGGGAGGGCCGGAGGUGGAAUUGAACUUGCACCCUCUGAACUGUGAGGCGGAUGUGCUAACGUGAGUAGUCACAGCUACCCUGGGGCGAGCUGUUAGAGACGUGGCUACCAAUGUGCGCGCCUCCAGCCCUUGUGACCACCACCAAACAUUUGCAGCCAGGCAUACACCAGUAGGAGUGGCACUGAAGGCAAAGUAGAUAAGAAGAUACACUAUUAUUUGUUGCUUCAAAUGAGAAGCAACCUGGCGAAGUCACCUGGCCAUCAAAUGUUAAGGUACGUUACAGUUUUGACCCUACCAGUGUGUACUUUUGUUAUGAAUCCUUGGCGAGGUAAUGAAGGAGUGGUUCUUUUGUUUUGUUCUCCUUUUCCCCCCCCUUCUUUUCUUAACGUUGGGAGAGCGACAUGUCAUCAUUUGUUUGCCUCUUUAUAGAUUACAGUAACGUUGACACCGAUCAUGGUUCUUUUUUGCACGGCGUCUUCGAAAUUGCAGAUUCAACUAGGUUUUUCUAGAAUUCACAAUUUAUUGAGCCAUGUUUUGCUUGUAUGUCAUGUCAACGCUCGCCGAACAUGCACUGGGGCGCUUGAGCAAAUGCUGGCCAAUUGGAGCGGAUGUUACUGAUGGUAACGCGAGUCCGUCGCUAUGGUAACAAAACACAACGACGAACGUUGAUCGUUUGGAUUUUAGAGACGGGUGACAUCUUUUGGACGCACACCAAUGUUGCAGUCAAGAAAACCACGCCUGACAGAGGGCAAUGAAAUGCAUCCUCCUCGAUUCCUCCAACUACUUGAACCGAGCACAACUCAUCAAAAAAUGCCCUCGGUGGAAGUCAGUCAGUCAUUUUUCCAGCCCCACCCACCUGAGUUGAUUUUCCAGAACUUCACUCCUGCACAAUCUUACAAGUUACCUCUGCAACUGUUCAACAAUGAUAAGAUAUCACGGCAUGUCAAGCUGGAGCAUCAGGAGUCCGCUUAUUUCCAAGUUGAAGGCCCAAAGGAGGCUAAGACUAAAGUAGCAGCAGGAUUGUCAGUGGGCUUCACAGUCUGCUUCACUCCACAGGAGAACAAGGACUACCACCACACCCUGUUUUUUGUGACAGAGCGGGAGCAGUUUGAGGUGCCGAUCCAUGCCAUUGGCCCGAGAGCCAGUUUGAACUUCCGUGAUGAGUUGCAUUUACCUGACUGCCUUGUGAAAGCGUCCACACAGAGAACUCAGCUUGUACGCAACCUAGGAGACCGCAUUGCCAUCUUCAAAUUACAAACACAAAGUCCUUUUUCAGUAACACCCUCCUCUGGAACUCUGGAUAUUGGAGAGAGCAUGCAAAUAACCGUGGCUUUCAAUCCGAUGACUGCAGGAGACCACCAACAGGAUCUGUUGCUACACUACGAUAUUGGUGAAGAUGUGCACAUCAGUCUCCAUGGUUACUGUAAGGAGUUGAAGCUCAAGCUUAUCCCUGAAUACCUUCAUUUGGAAAAGACUUACAUCUCCUUGUCUAACAUGCAUACGGUGUCACUCACCAAUAGUAGUGAUACCACUCUUAAGUACUGUUGGACAACAUGCCGGAUCAAUUUCGAAGAAAGCCAGGAUUCCUCAAUGCUCGAGCACCAGCAUCUUGCAGAUUCACCUUUGCUUGUUCCCUGCCAGUCUGACCCCACAGCCAAUCAUCAAACCGGCCUCCUUGCUGUCUCACAAGGAUGUAUAACAUUAGAACCAGCGUCGGGAGAAAUAUGGCCAAAUACCACAGCACGUUUCACUGUUGUCUUCAAGCCCGAUGAAGCCAAAUUAUACAGAGAAAUCAUAUAUUGUGACGUCACAGGCAAAAAAUCUCGCAUCCCUCUGACAGUCAAGGGUGAGGGUUUAGGACCUGCAAUGCAGAUCAGCUGUAAGCUAAUGGAGAUGAAAAACAUAUUUAUAAGUCACACUGUCUCUUAUGAGGUGCAGCUGUCCAACCACGGGCUGAUUGAUGCCCCUUUUGAGUUCUCAAGCCCUUGCACUCCUUUUGGGAAAUUUUUCUCCUUCACUCCCAAGAAAGGUGUUGUUUGCUCUGGGGCUUGCCUGAUGGUGAAAGUCACCUUCCAAAGUAGCAUUUUGGGAACUUUCUCUGAGGGCUUAUUGCUAUGUGUCAAAGGCCAACCUCUACCACUUAUUCUUACAUUCAGGGGCUGUGUUAUUGGGCCAACUUUUCACUUCAGUGUUUCAGAACUGAAUUUUGGAGAUGUUGCCUACGGUUUCCCACAAACAGAAAUGUGUUCCCUCUAUAACACAUCUUUUGUUCCAAUGAACUUCACCCUGCGUGUUCUGGGAGACGGAAUGGGCUCUCCCAGUGUGACGAGUGACCAGCAAGUGUGUGAGCUGUGUAGGAACAAGUGGCAAGGAAGCACUUCUCAUGACAUCCAUGCUAUGCCUGUUGAGUUUACCGUCAGUCCUGCUGCGGGUACUUUGCGGGCCAUGGCAGACGUUAGCAUCAAGGUGUCACUGUGCUCCAACACAGUCAAACAUUACAGGUUGGCUCUGGUAGUAGAUGUUGAGGGUGUUGGAAAAGAGAUCAUGGCUCUGCCCAUUAUUGCAAGGUGUAUUAUUCCAGAUAUCAUGGUAGAGUCUCCAGUGGUGGAUUUUCAGAAGUGCUUCCUCAAUCACCCGUAUGAAAAGAAAGUACACUUAACGAACCAAAGUUCUCUACCUGUCUGCUAUGGGAUGCUGGAACAGGAAUAUGAGGAGAACCCUUCAGUGAUAUUUGGAAGUUCUUUAUCCAGGGGAGUGAUCCCUCCUCACAGCUCAGCAGACCUUCCUGUUUUCCUAUUGGUGAAGGAUGUUGGAAAGCACCAUCACACGCUUUACAUUGCUCUGUUUGGCAGCAUUCACUCACCACUGGAGGUUGUCUUGUCAUGCACUGGGCGAGGUCCCGUAGUUUACCUUCACUGUCCAGGUCAACAACUGGAAUUUGGCAAAAUACCUGUUCUGACAGAUGUUGCUAAAUCCCUUCCCCUCUCCAACCACUCACCUAUUCCAGCAUACUUCACGGCACACAUGAGUCAAGUAAAGUCCCCUUGGCGUGUUGAACCCAGUGAAGGGGAAUUGCCACCACAAGGCCAACUGGAUCUUAAGGUUGUGGCUAAUCUCAAAGAUACACUCUUUUUUCAAGACACCCUCGAGAUUUCCAUCCAAGGUAGUCAAAAUCUCAUUGUUGCCCUGUCUGCAACGGGAACGGGUACCACAAUUGUCAGUGACAAGCCCUUAUAUCCAAAUCUGGACCUUGGUAUACACUUCAGCCAUGGAUCGUGCGACUUCCAUUUCAAGGUGACCAACUAUGGCCAACGAGUACAUCGACUUUAUUGGAAGACAGAGUGCUCAUCUGGACGCACUUUUCUGCCGUCCAUCUCAACUGGAAAAUCAUGGGGAUCACAAAUUGAAGACAAACCCGUCUUCAGCAUCAGCCCAAAACGUAUGGAACUUUUUCCCGGUGACUCGGUUGACAUGGUGCUGGAAGGAUCUUCAAACUUCCCCAAGGUUGUGAAAGAAUAUCUCGUCUGCUGUGGCAUUGUGGGUCUUCAGGGGAUCAAGGAGCAUAUGUUUACUGUGGAGGUGACAUGCCAUUUUGUGACCCCUAUGCUCAGCAUGUCCCCCCAGAAGCUGAAUUUCUACAUAGAGAAGCUCCCAGGAGAAGACCUUACCCAACUUUAUGAGGAGCUGGUUUUAAAGAAUGUGUCAUCUCUCUCUCUAUCCAUGGAGCUCUCUCUUGCUUAUCCUUUCUCCCUGUGCGAGACCCGAGGAGUCUUUAGUGCUGCUAUUACAAAAAGCAUGACACUAGCUCAAGGGGAAGAAACUCAGUUGUGGAUAUGUUUUGAUCCAACUUGCUUCCAUGGUCAAUUGUCACAAGUGGUAGAUCAGACCCUCAACAUGAUCUACAUAGGACACCCACAAGAAGACAAGGUGGAAAUGCAUGCUGAACUUCAUUAUCCCAACCUCCAUUUUUCCUCCACCACAGUGGAUUUUGGAAGUGUUCUCAACUCUACAGAAAAUCACCAGGAAGUCACAAUGACAAACUGUUCCCCACUGCCGGUAUUUUACCGCUGGGCCUGUUUGGUGGAUCAUUCACAGUGUGCCUUCAGAUCUUCUGAAACCUCUAUAGCUGCUCUCACUGACGAAGGUAUUAUACCAGACCAGGACAUCCCGCAAUGCUCUGUGUGUGUGCAAGAGAUUUUUGAUGUCUUGCCAAUGCAUGGACAUCUGAAACCUGGCGAGCAGCAGUUGGUCACGUUCAUCUUUCACGGCCAGGACUUCGUUAGCCGAGAGGUGAUCGCACAGUGCCAAGUAGAGCAUGGACCUAUAUAUGACAUUAGACUCCGAGGGGAAGCAUCAGAGAUCGGCUUCAGUCUGGACUCGACUACUGUUGACUUUGGUCUGCAGCGUUUUGAUCAAAUUGGGGAGUCAACCGUGAUUCUGAGGAAUACCGGAAAGGUGGGCUUUAAAUUCAGUAUUGAAAAGGUUCAAAGGGAGAAGACCACAGUGGAACAGAAGAAGCCAGAUGCAAUGCUGGAAACUGAGGAUGAGGAGAACGAGGAGAUCCGACCUGGUCAACCACUGGUCAUCCCCCCUACAGGUUACAUUGAGGCUGGCUCACAAUAUCGUUUACGCGUGCUCUACCUCCCUGGCAUUCCUGAAGUCUUUGAAAAGCAGUUUCAGGUGGUUGUGGCUCACUUGCCACCACAGGUCAUCUCACUCACUGGCGAGGGAGUGUUCCCAAAGAUCUCCCUGAAUUUACCCCGAAGCCUGGCGAAGGAGGGCUACAGUGAUAUGCUUGACCACGCCACAAAAGUAGUCAAAAUGGAGGAUACCUGUUCACUUCCUUAUGAAGAGGUGCUUCUUUUGGAGAUUGAGAAAAUGCUGGUCACAGAAAAUGCUUUAGCGGUGAGCAAGAGCCUUAUGGAGCAGGGGAACUCACAAGGUUCUACCAAAAAAUGGAGUAAACUCAGCAAGUUCCUCCUCCCAGAGUAUGUUCUGGAUUUUGGUUAUGUUGUUCCAAGCCAAGUACUAAAACAAACUGUUAAGAUCACCAAUAAUGGACCGCUACCAGUCUCCUUCCAUGCAAACUCCAAAGUUAUUGCAGGUUUCAAGGUAGAAUUUGGUAGCAUAAGGAACCUUUCCUGUGGUGAAAAAGAAACUUUCAACGUGGAAUUUGAUCCCCAAAAAGGCAACCUAUCAUUGGGGAUCAGAAGUGCUGUCAUUCCAAUUCAGGUCAUAGGUGGUCCAUCAGUGCAAGUGCAUCUUUGUGCGGUGGUGACUGUGCCGUCAAUCUCUGUUUCCUCAGAAACACUGCAGUUUGACGUUGUGCGGUGUGGAUUAUGUCAGAUUCAGACAAUGCAGAUAUUUAAUUACGAAUCUGUGCCCUGCCAAUGGAGCAUAGUGGAAGAUGUGAAGCCUGUAAAGGUCGAUAAAUUCCUGCCCCUCCAUCAGCGCAGUAAAUACCUGCAGCAUCACCGGCCACCACCUAUAGUGUUCGAGAUGACUCCUUCCUCAGGCAUGCUCACCCCCGGCGAGCAUGUCAACAUGCAGGUCAAAUUCAGUCCUACUGAAGGGUGUCUUUACAAGAGGCAUUUAAUAAUAACUGUAACGGAGGGAACUCAGCCGGUGAUCAUUACAGCCCUGGGGCAGGGCGAUGACCCACAACUGGUGUUUUGUCCUCCAGAAUUAACCAUGGGCCCUAGUCUGCCCUUUAAUAUGGAGAUUGAAGCAGAAGUCAUUGUUAAAAACCCUUGCUCUUACCCCAUUGAGUUCUACUCCGUCGAGUUUGACACACAGUACCUGAAGGAAGAAAAGAUCCUCAGUCUACUGGAUGGAUAUGAUGCAAACGAUGUGUUGCUGCUGCCUCCAAGAAAUGCGGGAGAGAGUCUUCCUGUAGAACUUGUGGACUUCUACAAAGAUCACUGCUUUCGGCUCAAAGAUAAACACGUAACUGGAACAGGUCUGCAAAAACGAAGAGGCGGCAAAAGGGGCGAAAGACGAAGAACUGAACUGAUCAUUUCAGAUAUCAUGAAAGCAGAAGCUACUGGGAGUCUGGGAACAUUAGAGAUAAACCCUCUGUCCAAUGCAAUUGCCCGCUAUAUGGGUGUUGACCUAUCACCCAAAGGUCUAGCUGCUCUGAACUGCCGAGGCAUUGCUAUUAUUAUAUACGGAGCCCCACUGACAGUUCAAAGCAACAAAGCAGCUUUCCUGGCAAAUCACUAUGGAGGGGCUUGUCUAAGUAUGGAUGCUGUGCUUUCCGAUUCACUUUUGCAUGGGACUUCCCUUGUUAGCCUGGCUGGAAGACAGUUGUUUAGCCGUGCUGCUGCUGAGUACGCUCAGAGGUUGGAAGAGGCUGCUCAUUUAUCUGCAAACAUCGGCUCAAGAUCAGAGUCCCCCACUGAAGUAACUGAAGUAACAGACGCAUCGGCAAACUCAGUUACCUCAGAAACUCACUCAAAACCCUCUGAAAGCAUCAGCAGUGACUUAAAAUCGCAAAAAGAAUCAGGGGGCACAGGCAGCCAGGGAUUAAUUAAAACCACAAUGUGUAAUCUCUUGCCUGAAAAGCUCCUGGUCGAAAUCCUAAAGGAGAGAUUUCAGUUUGAUGACUGCUAUUGUGGAAUCAUAAUUUACAGUCUUGAUUCAGUCUACACCAAGUCUGUGGCACACUCUCUUCAAAUUAUUCUCAAGGCGCUUAAUAACCGUAAACACAUGUAUGUGAUCAACAUACAUGACACAUACAGUGCCUUAAAAGCUCGGAAGAUGGAACAAAGAAUAGCUGAAGAGGCCUUGGAGAUGGAAAAGGCACAGUUGGAGGAGGAGUGGCUGCAGAAUAUGGAUGAGGAGGAAUAUGAAACUCUACCAGAGGAAAAGAAAGAGCAAAUUAUUGAACAGCAGAAACAAAAGAAACUCAAAGUUCUUGAGCGAAUCAGGAAAAUGGAGCAGGAAAAAAAGUUACAGGAUGAAAUGAAGAAAAUCAAAGUCGAUGAGUUAAAAAAGAAGACCAAAAAGGGUGCAGCUAAGGAAAGCAAACAAGUGUCAAGGAAGAAGGCUUCCGUGGAGAGUAAGCAGCCAUCUAGUGCAAUGGGUGCUCCUCGAAUCCCAUCCUCAAAAGAAUCACAAGCGGACAAGAAAGAUCAAUCUACAAAUGACGGCAAAGAAGGAGAAGACACGAUGCAGUCUGAUACAGCGGAAAAGCCCGUGAUGGAUGAGCUGCACAAUAUGUUCAGUGCGUAUGAAAAGUGCCAAAUCCAGGUGGAACACAUUCUCCAACAUUGGGACCGUGAGAACGGCUUAUUGCGGGUCCCAGUACCAGGUCAGGAUACAUCCCCAGAUGAUGCCCCGGCUGAGAAACAGGCUCCUGCACCAAAGAAGAACAAAAAAUCCAUUAGCAAAAUCCCAUCACCAAACAGUCAGGCGGAGCUAGCCAAGAACGAAAAGGCAAUAAUCAUCAUCCCUCACAUUGUUCUUAAACUCACAGGCAAAGACUAUCCAGAUUUGUAUGAAUUGCUCAAAAACCAGGACCUUCCUCCACUACAUGAGGUACUCGAGGAACUGGGUUUGGGUUCAGGUGAACUUUCUAUCCCUCCCCCGAUUACAUUCUCGGUGAUUCAUCUACCCAAAACUAGGGAGCGAGUAAAGAGACAAGUGAACUGUAAUUGUUUCAUAUUUCUGAGUCGUUCUUCAGGAGAUGAACGAGAUGAGAGAAAAGAGGAAGAUGAUGAGGAUGUACAAUCAAUAAAGACACCAAAAGGUCGCAAAGCAAGUGCAAAGCUGAUGAGAGAUAAGAAGGGCAGAGAUAGUCAGAAGAGUGUUAAAAGGCCUGCUGCCCUUCCAAAAGUUAAAGCCACGGAACAAAAUAUAACCUCCGCACUUGUGUCUUCCACACCUGAUAUUUCCGACCAAGAUCCUCACAAUGCAAGUGUAGAGCAGAAACGCAACCAGAGCCUCACAACAUUUCGCUGGAUUGUGCCAGCAAAUGGACAAGUGGUGUUGAAGAUAUGGUUUUACUCCAGCACUCCUGGGAUAUAUGAACAAACCUUUAACUUUGAGCUCCUUGGGACUCAAAAAGUCUACCACCUCCCUUGCAAAGGGAUUUGCACAUAUCCCUCCUUCUGCAAUGACUACAAGGUUCUUUUUCCCUAUUGCCGAGAGGUGCCAAAAUUCAUCCAAGGGCUAAAGAGGACAUAUGUUGUUAAUCCUGGGUACUAUGAGUUUGGACCAUUACUCUGUAGCAAGACUAGAGACAAGUACAAGGAUAAUCGAUAUCCAGAAAACACAGAGAGACUGGUGAUCAGAAACAAUUCCGGACUUGAGGCUGAGAUUCAGUUCCAUUUCCAAACUGACACCCAGGGCAUCACAUAUUUGCUAGAUCCUCCCAACAUGACUCUACAAACUGACCAGGAACAGGAGUUGACUGUCUGGGCUUACCCAACAACUCCAGGAGAGAUGAAGGACAAUAUUGUGUGCUGUAUCAAGGACAAUCCAGAGGUUUUCACCAUUGCACUCUCCUGUCUGGGAGUGAAACCAGAGCUGGAGCUAGAAAGCAAACGACUGUAUUUCAACAGGGUUUUACUUCACAGACAGGAGAGUCGAAGUGUGAAGCUCCACAACAGGACUCCUCUGCCAAUAUCGUGGAGACUUCAUGGUUUAGAGGAACUUGGUGAUGAGUUUAGUGUAUCUCAGGACCACAGUGUCGUUCUACCCAACUCCUCCCUCCUCUUGACCAUACACUUUUUAGCCAAAAAGCCAUUGAAUAUUAAAAAGCAAUUACGUCUUGAGGUUUCAGAUGCAGAAAAUAUUCUGGGUGUCUUAUACACGGACAAAAUAGGGGUCUCUGCAGAAGCCUUUGAUAUAGCUAUGGACAUCAUGCCAGAUGGCUGUCUGGACUUUGGAACAAUAAAAGUCUUUGAAGAAGUAGAACGUACCAUCAAACUGAAAAACCAAGGAAAAUAUGAAUUUGUAUUCAAGAUUUUAGUUGGAGACAAAAACCCCAACCUAAUAUCGGCCUUCACGAUGACUCCUGCAACUGGUACCUUAAUUCCUCGCAAAAAAUACACAUCGAUUCAGAUUGUCUGCAAACCCAAGAAGGAAGUGUCAGUCACAGACAAACCUGUCCUCUCCUGUCAGGUGAUUGAACCCAGCAUUGGAGAUGGAGGACAUAUUGUAGCCAUUUUACCCAUCAAUGUUACAGUCCAGUCUGUCUUUUCCAGGUACACAAUCUUACCGAUGUGUGACAUCAAUUUUGGUCCUCUCGUUUAUGGCUCCAAGAAAAGCCAGAACUUUAUUAUUGAGAACAGUGGACUAUUUGAGACCUUUUACACCAUCUCCUGUGUGGGCAUCGGCAUUUGCCCACGAACAAAGCAGAGUGGUAAGAAAACCACACGAGAAAGCACUUCAGAGAAGUCUCAUACAUCCGGUACUAAAAUGAGGAGUGAGUCCUUCCAGAAAGAUUCAAACGUCUCACAGAAUCGACUCACCACAGGCGUGUUUGCGGUGUUCCCUUGCACGGGAAUAAUGCAGCCUGGGACCCGGCAGGCAGUGACGGUUGACUGCAUAGCUGAACAGCUCGGCAGCUGGAGCCAGAAUUUGCUUAUCGAUAUCAGUGGCCGUGACCCCUCGGACCACCCUGAAGGCAUACCAUAUAAACUGAUAGCUGAAAUUUGUAGGCCAGGCAUCGUUUUGGAAAUGGCCUCUAUCUUUGAAGAGCACCAUGUGUGUCAAAGCAUGAGUCAGCUAACAUCUGAACCAUUUUUCAGUGCAGAACAGGUUUUUGUACUGGAAGAGAACAAGCUUAUUUUCAGUAAGAUUCUUGUGGGGCGAACCUCUCAGGUUCGCUUAAAACUUACUAACAACAGCAAGGUCCCUUACAUGCUCAACUUGGUCAUCAGAUAUGUUGGCAGUAAGAUUUCCGGCAAUGCGGAUGUUUUUGAAUUGCCGUCGCCAACAUUGUUCGUUCCCGGCCAAUCCCACGCAUUCACUUCAUUGAGCUUCACACCGCAUACAAUGCAACUCUACAAUGCUGUGUUUGAGGCCACGUUUGACAAAAGCAGCAGAGUAACAACACACCUAAAGAACAAGGUUUUGGAGUUUGAUAUAACUGCUGAAAGCUGUCUACCAGUUGUGUCUGUGAUACGUCCGGCCAGCAAAACAAAUCCAGCCUUGCUGUUCAGACGGAUCAUAGUAGGACGUACUAAUACCCUACCUUUGGUGCUAUUAAAUGAUGGCACUGUGCCAGCUCAGGCCCAAGUUGACAUGACGGAUAAAGACGGAGUGUUAACACUCAGAGCUGCUGCUGAAAACAAAUGUAGCACUAUCGAUUUCUCUCAAUUUGAGGACACCCUUGACAAUGCACCUCGGUUAGUCCACAGAGCAUGCCUGAAACUUGAUGUUAACGAGAGGGCUGAAUUCAAGGUCACUUUCUCCUCAAACAAACCUCUGAAAGUGGACGACAAAAUUUCAGUGCAAGUCAAGGACAGCCUUUACAGCAAUACUACAAUACAAGUAACUGGAGAGGCUUACCAGCAACUGGUUAGUCUUGAAAACAUCAGAAAGCCGCCACGGGAAUUGCAUCCCAACUACGACCAGGAAGAUUAUUCCGACUUGCUCAGUUUUGGUUACUGCUCAGUAGCCUGUCCUGUCAAAGAGAGUUUCACUUUGACAAACCAUAGCAGCAGUAACCAAGUGGUGAGGUUUGAGUGGCCCGCUGAUGACGCCAAUCUCAGUUUUUCACCGCAGGUAGGACACCUGCAUGCAGGCUGUUCUAAGGAAGUGACAGUCAUCUUCUGCGCCAAAGCUCGAGUGAUACUAACAAGACAGCAAAUUUCAUGCAAGAUUUGUCAAGUGACCUUCCAGCAGCCAUUGGAUCAGGUUCCUGACUGGGAUGACCAAAAGAAGACAUUGCAGUCAUCAACGACACCGCCACAGCAAACAGGAAAGAACAAGAAACAAUAUUCUGAGCCAGCCUGCUCUGUGGUCAAAGGCUCCGACUGGGAUUUGCAUUUAUGCAUCAGUGCAGUUUGUGACUUUGCAAAGUGCAGCUGCGACACAGUAAAUAUCCGAUUCAAAGACACAUUGGCUUACCAAAGCAGCACUCACCAAGUGCAGAUAGUUAAUGAGGGUGCUGUGAGGCUUGAAUAUUCCUGGCAAGUCUUGAUAGAUUCAAGCACCUGUCCUCCAGUCAGCCAAAACCAAGAAGGUAGCACGUCAUCAAGGGCCUUGACUGAAGAUCAGCCUGCAAGCAGUAUGACCAGUGAAAUGGCUUUUCUGAUGGGAAGCCCCAAUAAGAAUUGUUUCACCGUGGAGCCAAGUAUUGGGUCCAUUUUGCCUGGUGCUUCACAAAGUUUCUCUGUUUGCUUUUCACCUUUGGAGGCAGGCCAAUUCCAAGGGAGAUUGCAAUGCAGUAUUUCCAAUUUACGUGCUGGGACUCAGGGGCCCUCAAUCUCAUUUUGUGGGCGCAGCAUAUUACCCCAUUGCCACUUUGACUUAGAAGACUCUGACUACAUCAGCGGGAGCCGACGCAAUCCUCGAUUCAGAACUUAUUUGGAAGCUAACAUCAGAGUGAUGGAGUGUAAAACUCUUGGCCUCUAUACCCCAGCAAAAAGAUCUUUUACUGUGUUGAACCCAACCACUGAACCAUACUCAUUCCAAUGGAGGUGUGAAGAUGGUGGUAACAGUCCAUUUACAUGCCUUACCCCAUGUGGCACUAUUCCGCCUGGAGAGAAGUCAGAGAUGUGCUUUAAAUAUGUGGCUGAUCAGGUGAAUGAUGUGGAGUCAUUCUGGAGCUUUGUGAUUGAGACGCUGUCUCUGUCUAUGCCCUUCCUUUGUGUGGGCUCCAUGAGAGAACCCCUUAUCUACUUUGAAAAACCUCACAUCAACUUUGGAGAACAACUAAUUGGUAGUAAAGUAUCACAAACAGUGAAUCUAGUGAAUAGAGAGAAGGAGGCAUUUCACUUCACUGUUUUGCAGCGAUCAUUACUCUGUGAUGACCAAGAGUCCAGCCUCAAUUUGCAGCCAAUGUCUGGCACAGUGCCAGGCAAAGACAGGUUACCCUUGACAGUUUCCUUCAGUCCUUGCCGGCAGGGCUUUGUGAACUUCAAAAUAACCUUGAGGGUGAAGAGAAAGUCAAAGCCACUCAUCCUCACUUGUAAGGCACAUUGUUUUACAAUUAUGGCUUCUGUUCAAGUGGAGAAUCCAGAUGGAGGCCUCAGAGAGCUGAGUCCUGACGUUGUAGAUACUUUAGACUUUGGAAAGGUGGGCAUUUCGGAGCAAGCUACCUUUAAUAUCCUGGUGACCAAUACAGGGAGACACAACAUGGAUGUGAACUUUGAACUGGAAGGGCCGUGUGAGCUGCUGCCAAACCUAGCAACAAAACCAAAAAGUUCCACAAUCGCUGUUGGGGAGAAGCUGCAGGCGGCAAUCUUCUUUUUUCCUCAGAGCAAUUGCACCCUCACAGAUACCAGACUUCUUAUAAAGGUAAAUAAAGGCCCAUUGUUUACCAUCACUAUACGAGGCAGUGGUGUGUCACCCGGUCUUGAAUUCUCGUUCAAAAAGUACAACUUUGGCAAGAACUUUGUGUAUUGUACCGGCAUGGUGCCAGCAUGCCAAAUUCUUGUGUUGAAAAAUAAAGGCAACAGGGACAUCAGCAUCAAGUCUCAAUCGAGAAAGUUCACAUUUCUGGAAAUUGAAUUCAAACCAGAUGUUUUGUCCCCUGGUUCAGUAGUGGAGGUUCCUAUCACCUUUUAUCCUCGUGAACCGCGACGUUACCGUGAAAAGAUCGUCUUCUUAAUAAACAGCUGCAUCAAAGAACAGGUGGACAUUUGGGGACAAGGAAUUGAACUGAAGUUGGGAGUAUUGGCUCCCAAGCACCAGAAUCUGAAAUUUGGAAAUCUGACACCGGGUCAGAAAAUUAUAAAACGGGUACAGCUAGUCAACCGAAGUAUUUUGGACGUUUCCUUCUCCUUGUAUCUUGACACCAAAAAAAAACACCUCGAAACCACGGAUUUGUCAUUCAGUCCAGAAUCCGAGCUGUACCUCAGAUCUCUUCAGGGUUCAUGUAAUGCGGAGAUCCUGUUUACGCCACAGCAGCGUCUUGCUCCCUUUACUGCUGAACUGAAGGCUGCAAUUGGCAGCUAUUUACAUCCCCUGCUGACCAUUCAGGGCUGCUGCCAGGGUGUAGACGUGCGUCUAGAACAGGACCACCUGGCAUUUGGAUCAGUUGUCCAGCAUUGCCAGGCCAAAAAGAAAGGUGUCAUGAUCAACACAGGAGAACUUUGUGCCCGGUUUCAUUGGAAAACUGAAGCCUUCCCUCCAGAGUUAUCCGUCCAUCCAGCUAAAGGCUCUAUCCAGCCCGGAAAGGAGGUUCCUUUAGAAUUUACCUUUGCCCCCGUUCGCUUGAAUAAUGACUCAAGAUACGAAAACCUAACUUGCGCCAUUGAAGGCUCCUCUUCACUCAUCACUCUCACCGUGACGGGCUCCUGUAUUGCGGCCGCUUCCAACAAAGAGGUGAUCAAUUUUUCUUGCCCAGUGCGUGGCUCACACACCCAGACACUGUCUGUGGUCAACCCUACAAACCACCGUUGCAGUAUACGACCUGUCAUCAGUGGCAAGCACUGGAGAGCUGCACCGACCGUGGUUCUUGAGCCUCUUCAAAGCAACGCAUAUGUGGUCACCUACAGACCGCUUACUAUGACUGUUGAUGGAAAGAAACACACGGGCUCAGUGUUUUUCUCAUUUCCCAAUGGGGCUGGAAUGCUGUACAUGCUACAAGGGACUGCUGAGCCUCCGAAGCCCGAGAGUACAUUAGUGCGUGAACUGCCUGCCAAGACCCAUCACACACAGAUACUUCCUGUGACCAACUGGCUCUCAAAGCAGAAACGGUUCCUUGUCAUGAUAGAGUUUCUGAGUCCGGAAAAUCCGGACUCUACGAUAUCUCUGAAAGGUCGUGAGUACAUUGAUGUCCCGGCUCAGUCUAAGAAGGACUACAAGAUUCAUUUUUACACAUUCAGAGAGGGCCAGUACAAUGCAAAGGUGACAUUUCUGAAUGAGGCAUCAAGGGAGUACUUGUUCUACAUUAUUAACUUCAAGGUUACCAGUCCGGGAGACUUGACUACAAUCGAACUGGUGUCAAACGUCCGCGAAAAGACUUCAGCCACCAUAGACGUGGAGAACCCCCUGAACACGCCGAUUUGCCUCACAGUUGACUGUAAAUGCCCUGAAAUCAAUGCUCCAAGUCUGCACACUGUGCCAGGAAUGUCAAAGGGCGCUCUGACCUUCUACUACCAGCCCCUCCGCGCUGGCGAGACGACUUCUCGGCUCUCUCUGUUUUGUAUUGAUCUUGGUUACUUCCACUAUGGUCUUCUUCUUCGAGCUCUGCCUCAACCACCAGAGAAGACUAUUCAAUUCAGGGCUUCUCUGGGGAGCAGCCACAGUGUGGCUGUUAAGUUCCUUAACUUCUCCCACUUCAAAACAGAAUACACCUGCAAGACUGACUGUCCAUCCUUCCUUGUGAACAAGUCUGUGGCUGCAUUGCCAGGUAACCAAACAGGGUCUCCAGUAAGUGUGGAAGUUUGUUUUGAGCCUUAUCAGCUUGGAGAGGUGAAAGGACAGCUUCACCUGUCUUCUGGAAUUGGGGGCGAAUAUGUCUUUCUGUUACAUGGGGUUGGCCUCCCUUCCAAAACACAAGGCCCGUUCAACAUUAGGAAUGGCCGUAGCAUCACUAUCCCCUUCAAGAAUGUGUUCCUGCAGACCACAGUCUUUUCUUUCCAGGUGGACAACCCCAGUUUUACUGUCAAAGCACCAGACUCCUUCCUCUCUAAAAAAACGCAGCCCAUCCAAGUGCACUUUAUUGCCCCUGAAGGAGGCUCGCCAGGGCCAUGUGUUGGCAAAUUGACGAUCUCCAACCAAUGCACGGAGGCACAAAGUGCCUGCUCAUGGAUUUAUUACUUGAGAGGCAACCUCCUGGAAUCAUCCUAGUCACAACCUUGAUCGAGUCAGCAAAACAAAUGAUAAUAUUGCUUCAAUUUUGUGUAUUACUGUCAAACAGUAAAUAAAUCAUAAUCCGGAACUCCAAAAAUAACUCCAACCAUACUGUACAGUAUAAGAAUGGUCUGAGACCAGGCGAAUAAAUUUAAUGUUUCAACCUCCAAUGUAAAUUACAUGUAUUUUCUAUUUUUGAAAUAGAGAGCUUGCUGUUAUUACUAAUUACCACACGGGGGCACUGGUUUCAUGUGUAAUGACUCCAGUCUGUGACCACAGUCCCAUUACUUUAUAAUAUAAAGUUAUUAUGGCAAUUAAAGUUGUGUUGUAAUGUUGCCUUUUAAAUCUUUAAACUUGCUUUGAAUAA